This is a messenger RNA of Synchytrium microbalum, 522 nucleotides long. RefSeq lists its product as uncharacterized. NCBI's taxonomy places the organism in Eukaryota, Fungi, Chytridiomycota, Chytridiomycetes, Synchytriales, Synchytriaceae. Gene Ontology annotation, cellular component: cytoplasm; nucleus. The record is from RefSeq and is a predicted model, not a curated record. The transcript is spliced from 6 exons. Gene Ontology annotation, molecular function: sequence-specific DNA binding; single-stranded DNA binding; RNA binding. Bases 1 to 522 code for a protein of 173 amino acids. Gene Ontology annotation, biological process: RNA metabolic process.
AUGCUUCAAAUCGGCAACAGCUCAGCAGAGAAAUUCGCAGACAUGAGGCCUCAGAUACAGAAACUGGGUGCUUUGAUACCUGAAGAUCAGUAUUAUCGUUACAAUGUCAUGUUCAUGUACACACUUCAACAAGCUGUAUUUCUGUCUGCUAUAACAAUCUAUCUGCAACAUGAACGUCUGGCUACCAUACCGGAAAUUGAAGCGAUGCUUGGAGUUCCAGUCAGUUUACGAGGAGACGUCUCGCAUUUCCACAUUCCUAUUGAAGACUUGUUGCUUGGAAUGGUGUCUAUGACUGGAGAACUCGCGCGUCUUGCAGUGAAUUGCGUCACGCAUGGCAACUUUUCCAGGCCAUUGAGGAUUUCAAAAUUCGUCACUGAAUUGUACAGUGGCUUCCAAUUGCUCAACCUCAAGAACGAUUCUCUCCGAAAACGUUUCGAUUCAAUGAAGUAUGAUAUCAAGAAGAUCGAGGAGGUAGUUUUCGAUGUCACCUUACGAGGUCUUGCUACGCCACAGAACUCAUAA